This is a messenger RNA of Capsicum annuum, 5433 nucleotides long. RefSeq names its product ferredoxin-dependent glutamate synthase, chloroplastic. NCBI's taxonomy places the organism in Eukaryota, Viridiplantae, Streptophyta, Magnoliopsida, Solanales, Solanaceae. Gene Ontology annotation, biological process: ammonia assimilation cycle. The transcript has 32 exons. Gene Ontology annotation, molecular function: glutamate synthase (NADH) activity. Bases 324 to 5126 code for a protein of 1600 amino acids. The record is from RefSeq and is a predicted model, not a curated record.
AGAGGAAGAAACAAAACUGACCUUUGGUCUCAGCCUACAGUCAGCUUCACACAAAAAUACUGGGCUGCCAAAAUACUACUACUGUCAUCAACAUCAUCAUCAAUUCUACUCUGAAAAAAAGAAUAAGAAAAGUGUGGCUCCAAAACUCUCUUCUUUUUAUCUCCCAAUCCUUCCUACUCUCCACACAUUCUUUACCAUUUCCGCACCCACAUUCUCUCUAGACCAUUCACUUUUUCUCUCUCUACCUAUACCUAUACACACACAACACACAACACACAACACACACACAACACACACGCACAGUCGAGUUCUGAUUGUGUUAGAUGGCGGUGAAUCCGGUGGCAAACGUUCCGCAGUUACUCUACGCGAACGGGCAGCCACCGAAGAUUCUCACGGGGAGUAAAGACGGUGUAUUUGUUGAUUUCGUUGGUUUGAACUGUAAAUCCAGCAAGCGGAUUCGUCGAAGGAUUGGUUAUGCGGCAGCUAACAGGAGAAGCUUCAUAAACAACAGAUGGAAUGCAAUUAAUGCUGUUCUUGACCUUGAACGUGUUGCCAGUAAUAUAUCUCAGCAAUCCGCUAGUAUAGUGCCUAAGGUUGCCGACUUGGAUGAUAUAUUAUCUGAAAGAGGCGCAUGUGGGGUUGGUUUUAUUGCUAAUUUGGACAAUAAAGCAUCACAUGGGAUCGUCAAGGAUGCUCUUGUGGCUCUUGGCUGCAUGGAACAUCGUGGAGGUUGUGGAGCUGACAAUGAUUCUGGUGAUGGUUCUGGACUGAUGACUUCGAUUCCUUGGGAUCUUUUCAAUGAUUGGGCUGAGAAAGAAGGAAUUGCAGUCUUUGACAAGCUUCAUACUGGCGUUGGAAUGAUUUUUCUUCCUAAGGAUUGUAACCAGAUGAAUGAAGCCAAGAAAGUUAUUUCCAAUAUCUUUAACAACGAGGGUCUUGAGGUGCUUGGAUGGAGGUCGGUUCCAGUAGAUUCUUCUGUAGUUGGAUAUUAUGCAAAAGAAACUAUGCCCAACAUACAACAGGUUUUUGUUCGAAUUGUUAAAGAGGAAAAUGUUGAUGAUAUUGAAAGAGAACUCUAUAUAUGUAGAAAACUCAUUGAGAGGGCUGUGAACUCAGAGAUUUGGGGAAAUGAACUUUAUUUCUGUUCAUUGUCCAAUCAAACCAUAGUUUACAAGGGAAUGCUUCGUUCUGAAGUCCUUGGAAGGUUCUAUUAUGACUUACAAAGUGAGCUCUAUACAUCUCCCCUUGCUAUUUAUCAUCGUAGAUACAGUACAAACACCAGUCCCAGGUGGCCUCUUGCUCAACCAAUGAGGUUUCUGGGUCAUAAUGGAGAGAUCAACACUAUACAGGGAAACUUGAAUUGGAUGCAAUCCAGAGAGGCUUCAUUGAAGUCAACUGUUUGGCGUGACCGUGAGGAUGAAAUCCGUCCUUUUGGCAACCCAAAGGCAUCUGAUUCUGCAAAUUUAGACAGUGCUGCUGAAUUACUCAUAAGAAGUGGCCGGGCUCCCGAGGAAGCGCUGAUGAUUCUUGUCCCAGAAGCAUAUCAAAAUCAUCCAACAUUGACUAUUAAAUAUCCAGAGGUUCUUGAUUUUUAUAAUUAUUACAAGGGUCAGAUGGAAGCUUGGGAUGGGCCAGCCUUACUCUUAUUCAGUGAUGGGAAAACAGUCGGUGCUUGUCUUGAUCGUAAUGGACUUCGUCCUGCAAGAUAUUGGCGGACCGAAGACAACAUUGUCUAUGUUGCAUCUGAGGUUGGUGUGAUACCCAUGGAUGAUUCAAAGGUAACAAUGAAAGGACGUUUAGGUCCUGGUAUGAUGAUAAGUGUUGAUCUAUCAAGUGGUCAGGUAUUCGAGAAUACAGAAGUCAAAAAGCGAGUUGCAUUGUCCAAUCCAUAUGGGGAGUGGGUUAAAGAAAAUUUGCGAUCUUUGAAGCCGAUGAACUUUCUUUCAACAACAGUAAUAGAUGGUGAAACCAUACUAAGACGCCAACAGGCAUAUGGCUAUUCUAGUGAGGAUGUUCAAAUGGUUAUUGAAAGUAUGGCUGCACAAGGGAAGGAGCCUACAUUUUGCAUGGGAGAUGAUAUUCCCUUGGCUGUAUUAUCUCAAAAGCCACAUAUGCUAUAUGAUUAUUUCAAGCAACGGUUUGCUCAGGUUACAAAUCCAGCUAUUGAUCCUCUCAGAGAAGGAUUAGUCAUGUCCCUUGAAGUCAACCUCGGAAAGCGUAGAAAUAUACUAGAGGUUGGACCUGAAAAUGCUUCUCAGUUUAUUUUGCCCAGUCCUGUUCUUAAUGAAGGAGAGCUUGAAUCUCUUUUGAAAGAUUCACACUUGAAACCUCAUGUUUUGCCAACAUUUUUUGAUGUUGGGAAAGGAGUUGAUGGGUCCUUGAAACGGUCACUCUAUAAACUAUGUGAAGCAGCUGAUGAAGCUGUAAGAAAUGGUUCUCAAUUGCUUGUUCUCUCCGAUAGGUUUGAUGAAUUGGAGGCUACUCGGCCUGCGAUUCCAAUUCUUCUUGCUGUAGGUGCUGUUCACCAGCAUCUGAUUCAAAAUGGCCUUAGAAUGUCAGCUUCAAUUAUUGCUGAUACUGCCCAGUGCUUCAGUACUCAUCAGUUUGCUUGCUUGAUCGGAUAUGGUGCAAGUGCUGUUUGUCCAUACUUGGCAUUUGAGACAUGUCGACAAUGGCGCUUGAGCACCAAAACUGUGAACUUGAUGCGAAAUGGGAAAAUGCCUAGUGUCACCAUUGAACAAGCUCAAAAGAACUUCUGCAAGGCAGUUAAAUCCGGGCUUCUCAAAAUUCUUUCUAAAAUGGGGAUCUCCUUGCUCUCGAGUUAUUGUGGUGCACAGAUAUUUGAAAUCUAUGGAUUGGGAAAGGAGGUCGUAGAUGUUGCAUUCUGUGGCAGUAAAUCGAGCAUUGGUGGAUUAACCCUUGAUGAGCUGGCAAGAGAGACUUUAUCAUUCUGGGUGAAGGCUUUCUCUGAAGAUACAGCAAAACGACUAGAGAACUAUGGUUUCAUACAAUUCAGACAAGGAGGUGAAUACCAUGGAAACAACCCAGAGAUGUCAAAACUGCUCCAUAAAGCAGUCCGCCAAAAGAGUGAAAGUGCCUAUUCAGUUUAUCAGCAGCAUUUGGCUAAUCGACCUGUAAAUGUUCUUAGAGAUCUUCUUGAAUUCAAAAGUGAUCGUUCGCCUAUACCGGUUGGAAGGGUUGAACCUGCUUCAGCAAUUGUGCAGCGGUUUUGCACUGGUGGCAUGUCACUUGGAGCUAUUUCAAGGGAAACUCAUGAAGCUAUUGCAAUUGCAAUGAAUAGAUUGGGUGGAAAAUCAAACUCAGGAGAAGGUGGUGAGGAUCCAAUUCGCUGGAAACCACUUACUGAUGUCGUUGAUGGAUAUUCUCCAACACUUCCACAUCUUAAAGGUCUGCAAAAUGGAGACACUGCGACAAGUGCAAUUAAGCAGAUUGCUUCCGGACGCUUUGGUGUCACUCCUACAUUUCUAGCUAAUGCUGACCAGUUAGAAAUUAAAAUUGCUCAAGGUGCAAAGCCAGGUGAAGGUGGCCAAUUGCCUGGUAAAAAAGUUAGCGCUUACAUUGCGAGACUAAGGAAUUCAAAACCUGGAGUUCCUCUUAUAUCUCCACCGCCACAUCAUGAUAUUUAUUCUAUCGAGGAUCUUGCUCAGUUGAUUUAUGACCUUCAUCAGGUCAACCCAAAAGCUAAGGUAUCUGUAAAGCUUGUGGCUGAAGCUGGUAUUGGUACUGUGGCUUCUGGGGUGGCAAAGGGAAAUGCUGAUAUCAUACAGAUAUCAGGGCAUGAUGGGGGAACUGGAGCGAGUCCAGUAAGUUCAAUUAAGCAUGCUGGUGGUCCCUGGGAGCUUGGACUUACGGAGACGCACCAGACACUCAUUGAAAAUAGAUUAAGAGAAAGGGUUGUUCUUAGAGUUGAUGGUGGAUUUAAAAGUGGAUUUGAUGUCAUGAUGGCUGCAGCAAUGGGUGCAGAUGAGUAUGGAUUUGGCUCGGUAGCAAUGAUAGCCACAGGUUGUGUAAUGGCCCGCAUAUGCCAUACAAACAAUUGUCCUGUUGGUGUUGCCAGUCAGGUGAGAGGCAUGUUGGCUCAACUAGGCUAUGAGAAACUGGAUGACAUAAUUGGACACACGGAUAUACUUAGACCUCGGGAUAUAUCAUUAAUGAAAACUCGGCAUCUUGAUCUUAGUUACAUCCUCUCUAAUGUUGGAUUGCCUGAAUGGAGCAGCAGUAUGAUAAGGAACCAGGAAGUUCAUAGUAAUGGUCCCGUUCUGGAUGAUGUUUUGCUUGCAGAUCCAAAGAUAUCUGAUGCAAUUGAGAAUGAAAAGGUCGUCAACAAGACAGUUGAAAUAUACAAUAUUGACCGUGCUGUAUGUGGUCGUAUUGCGGGUGCCGUCGCUAAGAAAUAUGGUGAUACUGGUUUUGCUGGGCAGCUGAACAUAAUAUUUACUGGGAGUGCUGGGCAAUCAUUUGCUUGUUUUCUGACGCCUGGAAUGAACAUCAGACUUAUUGGAGAAGCUAAUGACUAUGUUGGAAAGGGCAUGGCUGGAGGAGAAUUGGUUGUGACUCCCGUCGAAAAUACUGGAUUUUGUCCAGAGGAUGCUACCAUAGUAGGGAACACCUGCUUAUAUGGAGCAACUGGUGGUCAAGUAUUUGUCAAAGGUAAAGCAGGGGAGCGUUUUGCUGUGAGGAAUUCUCUUGCACAAGCUGUUGUAGAAGGCACUGGGGACCACUGUUGUGAGUACAUGACAGGUGGAUGUGUUGUUGUGCUUGGGAAGGUUGGUAGAAAUGUAGCUGCUGGUAUGACCGGAGGUUUGGCAUACAUUCUAGAUGAGGAUGAAACACUUAUACGUAAGGUAAAUAAGGAGAUCGUUAAGAUCCAAAGAGUGGUUGCUCCGGUGGGUCAAAUGCAGCUAAAGAACCUAAUUGAAGCCCAUGUGGAAAAAACUGGUAGCACGAAAGGCUCUCUUAUCCUCAAGGACUGGGACAAAUAUUUGCCUCUCUUUUGGCAAUUGGUUCCACCCAGUGAAGAAGACACCCCUGAGGCCAGUGCUGAAUAUGAGCAAGCAGCUGUCGGGCAGGUCACUUUGCAGUCUGCAGAGAUACCAUUGAAAUAAAUAUGAGGACCAAUCAUAUGCACAGCCAUGACUAUGGUCUAAUCAGCGAACAGUUUGUACAGGAAAUUCAUUUUAAUUUUUAGAAUCAGAUUGUCAGUAAAAGAGAACAGUGAAGUCUGAGAGAUCGAAACACUUGAAAGAUUCAAGCUUACCUUUGUCAAACAAGGGGCUAAUCAUUUGUGAUGCUUGGUAGCUGUACAGUGAUAGUGGAGAAAUUGUAAAUUCUUGAUAAAUUAUGGCAUAAUAGUGCCUUUCCAGUAUUGCUUGCCGAAGAACUUGAAGUUCAGAUACAAUGUUAAUGCUUUUA